CUUUUCAUCAGCAAGGUGUUGCAUUAGCGCGAGCUGAGCUGCCGCCGCCGGCCGCCGUCGGCACCUCCUCCUCCCUCCCACUGAAGGAGCAUUCCGCUCUGGUUCGAACCCCGGGACUCUUUCUAUCCCCCCUGAGACGGUCCCUGCAGAUCCAACAUGAGCACCUUGCGGGCCUAUAAGGAACCCUUCGACCGAAGCAGCUCUGAACCUGUGGAGGACACAGACACCACCAGCUUCGUGGCAGAAUUUUCGCUGGAGGCCAAUUAUCCAGUGCAGGUGACAGAUCCUAACGCAGACGCCGUGACCCUCCACCUGAGCUCCAUGCCCUCUGGAUACCUGAGGUCUUCUGCAGACAGAAUCAGACAGCCAGUUCAAGAUGAUGAAGAAUGCACCUGCCCAACAUCUACAUUACCAGACUUUCCCAAAGAAUUGCAGAUGCUAAGCAGCCCGUGUGAAAAGUGCUGCUGCCCAGCCCCUCCGCCCAAGAUCAGUGACCUCAUGAACGACAAAGAUCUCCUGGACUUACUGCGGCUCAAGCUGGACCCCAACCACUGCACCAUCAAAAACUGGAAGAACUUUGCAAGUCGCUGGGGGAUGAGCUACGACGAACUGACGGUGCUGGAGCACCGGACCCAGGGCUCUCUGUCCCACAGCCCCACCCAGGAGUUCCUGCUGCGCUACAACCAGAAGACGGUCACUGAGCUCACCGAACUUUGCCGCAUCUACCAGCGCAUCGACGUGCUGCGACUGCUGCAGAGCUGGAUAGAGAAGGACUGGCCGUCGCGCUGGCAACAGACUCAUUAACCCGUUUGACUCUGUAUAUUUCUCUUCUUUAGGGUUGUACUUCGUAGGCGUUUCUUCGUCUUUAUAAGCUUGGAUAAAUUGUACCAAAUUGUUAUCAUUAGUAACUUUAGCCAGUGAUUGUAAGAGAGAGCACUUCCAAGACGUCUGGUGAACAGUUUGGAUUGUUCAGCAUGUGGAGCCAUGCUAGCAGUGUGGCUCUAUGGUGUCAUGGGGGGUGUGUCUCUUGUUCUGUACAUCCUUCCUCCACUUUGCUCCGGAACGAAAUAUCUCAAUAUCUGUUGAAUAGACUGCCCUGAAAUUAUGUGCAGACAUUCAUUCUUUGAAUCAGCUGAAUUUUCCCUUUGCGGAUCAAUAAAGGCUUAUCUUAUGAUUUGUGAUCCCCAGAUUAUGAAUCCUCAUGACUUUGGUGAUGCCCUGACGUUUCUUACAGCGCCACCAGCGGGUCAAAGUUUUCCCUUACCAGUGAAAUAUGGAUUAGUACCAAUGUUUGUACAGACAUUCAUGUUUCCAAGAUGAUGUAUCCUCGUGAGUUUGGUGAUCCUGGGAGAAGGGCCGCCUCACAGAGCCACUAGCACGGCUGUAGACCCUUAAAGCCUAGUCCCAGAGAUGCACACUCCCACGUGACUGACUGGCCAAAUAUGGUCGGACGUUUGCGCUGGAGUUUUACUUUACAAAUUACAGAGUUCCCCAAAAUACUAGUCCUGUGUGAAUAGUUCUUUAGUCAUGUUACUGUUGAUCUGACUCUAUAUGUAUAGAUAGGAAAUAAAGCGCAAAGGGAAUGAGUAUUUAUUUUGUAGUAAAUAUAUUUGUUUUAUUUUUGAAAUGACGUUAAUUUUAGCAGGAUAAUAAUCACAUGGCUGUGUCUCUUUUACUGUUGUUCUAUUGUUGCCACCAAAGGGUUGUAGGCUGUAGAUUGGAGCUAUGUGAACAAUAUCAGAACAAAUUAAAAGAAAUUAUUCACAACAAUAAUAAUUGUUUAAUGCUAUCUCCUUAAUUUGGCACCCUUGAAAGCCAGAGAUCUCGCGAGAGCACAAUUUGAAGUUGCUCAGCGAGUUACUCCGGCAUCGAGCAACACUAUUAAUUUGGUCGAACCAGAUAACAUAUUCUACCAAAUCAAAAACUCAAAUUAGCUAAAUUAGCCAACCCAAACUGUGUUUAAUGCUCACGUCAAUGGUAUAUGUCCUUCUCUGUUUUAUGUUUGAAGAAAAAACUGAAUUUAAUUUUUUAUUGUACCUUUUUCUCAGUAUGAAAUAAACAGAAGUCAAACUCUGUAAAA
Molecule: messenger RNA, 2080 nt
Organism: Etheostoma cragini (Arkansas darter)
Lineage: Eukaryota; Metazoa; Chordata; Actinopteri; Perciformes; Percidae
Gene: edaradd
Product: EDAR-associated death domain
Exons: 6
Coding region: 157-804 (215 amino acids)
Biological process (GO): signal transduction
Molecular function (GO): protein binding
Source: RefSeq, a predicted model, not a curated record